AUGGUUUUACGAAGAAUUAGAACAGGUGUUCUCAUCUGCCUUAUUUUAGCCCUCUCCGCCAUGGUGAUACUCAUAUCACAUGUGAUCCCGGGAAGGGGAACUUCGCUACCUUGGUUCUACAAAACCUCCCAAGUCUCAGUUAGCAACCACAGCACUGCAAGACCUGUGACAAACAAAGAGAUCUUAGGGACAACAAAGCACACCCCAGAUACCUCAGUAAGUGUGUUCGUGAGGAUGUCUGGCAAACGACCAGAUCACAGGCAACGUUAUUUGUGUAACGUUUUCAGGACUUCCGUUCUCUUCUGGCCUCCUUCCUUUGGAAAUUUAGUCGUAGGACUUGAUGAAGAAUCACAAGAGGAUCAUGAAUUUGCCGAAAAAUUAAAAACACUUGUCCAAAAAUACUUUCCUGAUCGUAGACUUGAAUUCUUUUAUGAGGCCCUUCCAAAGGACAAAGGAACUCUGGAGUUUCAAGGCUCGCCUAAGAAACCCGGUUAUAACAGACAGCUUUGGAGCAGUUUUUUCAUCGACCUACUUUCAAAUGACACCGUUAUUGCUUGGAUGGACAGUGACUCAGCUUUUUUUACCCCAGUAACUAAGUCCACAAUUUUUAAUGGGACAAAGGUACGAGCCUUAGGCUCCGCCUGCACAUUCUACAGGAGUUGGGUACAUAAAUGGGCAGAUACUACUAAACAGGCGCUAGGAUUACCAUUUGUCGCUGAUUUUAUGACGUAUUUUCCGGUAUAUAUGUACCGAGACACGGUCACUCACUGCAGAGAGCAUAUCCUAAAACAUUUAAAUACAAAUAACUUUGAGGAGGCCUUCAGAAAGUUUUACACGACUUUCAUCUCUCCAGUCAGCAUCAUCCUCUCUUAUGCAUGGUACUUUGAGAGAGAUCGCUACGACUGGAAUUUUGAAAUGUGCGCUGACCUAACAGAAUAUAAUAAAAGAUUUCCAAGUGGCCACACCAUUAGGCCCGAAGAUAUAGAAACUGUUCUUUCCGAGCCUCAAACAGGUUAUCAUGGUAACGCUGGGUUGGCUCUCAACGAAAAUGUCCUUACCAGUUAUUGCUUAUCACACAAAGCAGCAGGAAAUAAUUUGGAUAUAUGUUCUAAUCAUUCCGUGUCGGCAAGCGAUAAUUUACCCUUUUUCGUCCACGAUCUUCAGGGAGGUCUUGAUAAGCACCCAUGUAAAGGUGACCUUACCAAUACCUGUUUGCAAGUUCUAGAGCGACAUUAUAACCAAGUCGGACUUGAGAUAAAACAAGGCCGUAAGCUAGAAUGGAGCAGUUUAGAAACUGCCGAUGCGCUUGCCAGCGAAUUUGGUAUAACAUGUCCGCCGAUUACAGUUUGA
Molecule: messenger RNA, 1350 nt
Organism: Porites evermanni
Lineage: Eukaryota; Metazoa; Cnidaria; Anthozoa; Scleractinia; Poritidae
Source: the annotation of a GenBank genome assembly